Messenger RNA from Paramecium sonneborni, 2943 nucleotides. The record is from the annotation of a GenBank genome assembly. NCBI's taxonomy places the organism in Eukaryota, Ciliophora, Oligohymenophorea, Peniculida, Parameciidae.
AUGAAAAAAAAACUUGAUUCUUAAAUAUAAGCUCUUGUUUAAUCAGGAAUCAAUGAACACAUUCGUUCAAUAUUUGUAAUGAUUGGAGAUAGAAGCAAAUAUUAAGUUGCAACAAUGCAUUAAUUGUUAAGUAAACUGAGUAUGAUAUAAAAACCAAAAGUAUUAUGGUGUUACAAGAAAGUAUGUUUACUAUAAUAAAAUAAAGGAUUUAGGAUUUACAACUCAUAAAAAGAAGAGAGAAACAGAAAUCAAAAAUUAAUAAAUGAAAGAGGAAACUUAAUUGAAUGAACCUUUUAAUUUAUUUUUGUCUUCAAAUGAAAUUAGAUAUUGUUAUUAUGCAGAAACAUAAAAGGUCUUGGGAAAUACAUAUAAUAUGUUAAUUUUAUAAGAUUUUGAAGCAUUAACACCAAAUAUACUUUGUAGAACUGUUGAAACUAUAGCAGGAGGAGGAAUAAUCAUAUUCUUAAUUAAAACAAUGUCUUCAUUAAAAUAAUUGUAUUCUCUAACUAUGGAUGUUCAUUCCAGAUUGAGAACUCCUAGCUUUAAAGAAAUAUAACCAAGAUUCAAUGAGCGUUUUAUAAUCAGUUUGAGUAGAUGUUAAAGAUGUCUCUUUGUUGAUGAUGAAUUGAAUCUUUUACCAGUUUCUUCAACUGCUCUAGAGAAAAUUGAGUAAGGGACUCCUAUCAAUAAUAAUUAAGUAUCUGAUUUUGCUUAAACUGUUCCAAAUGAAAUAGCUUAAAGAUUAAUUAAAAAUUGUAAGACAUUAGAUUAAGCUAAAAUAAUCUUAGGAUUGAUUGAUUCUUUACAAGAAAAGGUUUUUAGAUACACAAUUUCUAUUAGUGCAGCAAGAGGUAGAGGUAAAUCUGCUGCUAUAGGAAUGGCUGCUGCUGCUGCUCUUAAAUUAGGAUUUAGUAAUAUAUUUGUAACUGCACCUUCCCCAGAAAAUUUAGUUACUUUCUUUGAAUUUCUUAUUUCAAGUUUAGAAAUUUUAGAUUUUAGAUAAAAUUAACACUUUGAUGUUAUUUAAUCAACUAAUCCUGAUUUUAAUAAUGCAGUAAUCAGAGUUAAUGCAUAUAAAACACAUAGACAGUUUGUAUAAUAUAUCCAACCAUAAGAUUUUGUAAAAGUAGCUAACAAUGCUGAUUUAGUAUUUUGUGAUGAAGCAGCUGCAAUUCCAAUAUAAUUUGUAAAAUCCAUGUUCGGAAGUCAUACUCUAGUGCUUUCAAGUACAAUCAACGGAUAUGAAGGAACAGGUAGAUCACUAUCAUUAAAAUUGUUAUAAAAAUUAAGAGAAAACAAACCCACAGGACAAGCAAGAUUAUUAAAAGAAUUAUAAAUGAAUGACCCUAUAAGAUAUAGUAAUAAAGAUAUAGUUGAGAAAUGGUUAUAUGAAUUGUUAUUAUUAGAUGCAAGUGAAGCACCUAAGUUAUAAAAAGGAUUACCACAUCCAAAUGAUUGCGAAUUAUAUUUAUGCAAUAGAGAUACUUUAUUUUCAUCAUAGAAAACAAGUGAAAAGUUUCUAUUUAAUUUAAUGUCACUGUUUAUUUCUUCGCAUUACAAGAACUCCCCUAAUGAUUUAUAAUUAUUAUCAGAUGCACCAGCUCAUGCAGUAUUUGUAUUAUUGGGUCCAUUGCCAACUGAUAAAACAAUGCCAGAUAUUCUAUGUGCAGUAUAAGUAUGUUUCGAAGGAGCAAUUCCUAAGGACUUAGUAGAUUAAGUUACAAAUUAAUAAAAACCUUCAGGAGAUUUAAUACCUUGGACUCUAAGUAAAUAUUAUUUGGAUAAUUAAUUUCCAUAAUAUUCAGGUGUUAGAGUAAUUAGAAUUGCAACACAUCCAAAUGCACAGAAAAUGGGAUAUGGAAGCAAGGCUAUGGAAUUAUUAAAUAGAUUUUGUAAAGGUGAAAUAUUGGAUCAUUCAGCAUAAUUAAUACAUAUAGAUUUUAGAGAAUAAGUAAAUAUUGAUGAUGAUAAAGACAAUUCAAUUUAACCUAAAAAGAAACUACCUCCUCUUUUAAAAAAGUUAAGUGAAGUUUAUCCACCUUAAAUUGAUUAUUUAGGAGUAUCUUUUGGAUUAACAUAAGAAUUAUAUAAAUUUUGGAGUAAAAAUGAAUUUUCUCCAGCUUAUUUAAGUUUGAGAAAGAAUGAUACUACUGGAGAAUAUACAUGUAUAGUUUUAAGAUCAGUAAAGGAGGAUGGAUCUGGAAUUGAUAAUUUAUGCAAGGCGUUUAGUUUAGAUUUUAGAAAUAGAUUCAUGAAUUUAUUAGGUUAUGAUUUUAAAGAUUUAGAACCAUAUCUUUGCAUUGACAUUUUGAAAGCUAAUGUAACAACAAGUAAUAUAGAUGAAGAUAUCGAAAUUGCAAAAGAUGAUAAUAUUAUUACAAAAGAAGAACUUCGUUAAUAGUUAAGUUUAAGCGAUUAUGCUAGACUUGAAAAUUAUUGUAAAAGUAUGGCAGACUUUUAUUUAAUACUUGAUAUCUUGCCAACUAUUUGCAAGUAUUUAUGUUUUUGUAUUUAUAUAAUAGAAUAUUCUUUGCCUAAAAGUGUGGUAAAGCAAUAAGAAUGAGUAGAACCUAAGCAGCCUUAUUAUUAGCUAUGGGAUUAUAAUUUAAAAACAUUGAAAUAGCUAGUGACUAGUUAGAUAAUGCAGUCAAUUAAUCAUUACCAUUAUUCAAUAAAGCUAUGAGGAAAAUGAGAAAUUUUAUUAAAAUGGUUUUAGAUGAAGAAUAAUAAUAAUAGUAAAAAACUAAACCAAAACAAUCAUAAUAAUCAUCAACUAAAUAAACAGUUAUACAAUAAAAAAGAGGAAAAGUUAAUUAUUAAAUAGAUGGAUAAAUAGAUUAAGAAGAUAUUUAAUAAGAUCUUAAGACUGGUGAUGUUGUCACUUUAGGAAGAUCAAAAGAUUCAGCUUAUAUAAAUUAUAAAAAGAAAGUAAAAUUAGAUUGA